AUGUUCCAGAACUCCAAGAGACUAUUACACACCUCCCGUGUCUGUCUGGCCAGAAAACAGGCACCAAAGAAGAAGGCCAAGUUUGUUCCUAGAGAUAAGACUUCAAAAUCAACAGCAGAAGUACCAUUAAGAAUUACACCACCAAUUACACCAACUGUUAAGAAUUUUGAAGUUUCAGAUGAUCAUCCUCUAUGGCAAUUUUUCCAUGAACAAAGUUACCUAAGACAAUUUGAUGAAUUAGAUAAAAAUAGUCGUUCAUGGACUAUUCCAGAAUUAAGACGUAAAAAUUUUAAUGAUUUACAUAGUUUAUGGUAUACAUGUUUAAAAGAAAGAAAUAUUUUAGCUAGAGAACAACAUUUAUUAAAUGUUGAUUCUGAAAGAGCUGCUCAACCUUAUGGUGAUUUAGCUGAAAAAGUACGUGAAACCAUGUGGAGAAUUAGACAUGUUUUAAGUGAACGUCAUCAUGCUCAUGAAAGAUCACAAGAAUUAUUACCAGAACAAAAAGAACAAAUAUUAAAUGAAUUUAAAGAAAAUUUCUUAACUGCUACCAAGGAUGAAGAAGUUGAAUUACAACAAACUUUAAGUCGUCUACAGUAUGCCAUUUUCGGUAUAAGUGAAAUCAUUGCAGAUAAUAUUGUUGAUAAACAUUUUGUUGAAGGUUUAAAAUUCAUUGCAAAUUUAAAACUUGAACGUUAUGCUAAAGAUCAUCCAGAUUUCCAAGAAUUGACACCAAUAACAGAUGCUGGUGAAGCUUUUGUCUUGUUCCAUUCUGAACCAACAACUAAAAGUAUUACUGAAAGUAUUGAAAGUGUUAAAAAUUUAAGAUCUAAUAAUAUUAGAGUUGAUAAAUUAUAUGAAAUAGAAUCUGUUACUGAAUUUGUUAAUAAAUUGGUUGAUGAAUCACAAUAG
Molecule: messenger RNA, 909 nt
Organism: Hansenula ciferrii
Lineage: Eukaryota; Fungi; Ascomycota; Saccharomycetes; Phaffomycetales; Wickerhamomycetaceae
Gene: MRPL4
Product: mitochondrial 54S ribosomal protein uL29m
Exons: 1
Coding region: 1-909 (302 amino acids)
Biological process (GO): mitochondrial translation
Cellular component (GO): mitochondrial large ribosomal subunit; mitochondrial ribosome
Molecular function (GO): structural constituent of ribosome
Source: RefSeq, a predicted model, not a curated record